AGCCGCGCUUUUUUGCAAAAGCUUCGAAAGCCAGCCUUGGAAUUGAAUUGUUUUUUGGGAUCCGGCAAGACGCCGCUCUCUUUUGAGCCGUCAGGACGAACACAGCUUCCGCCGGUUAUUUUUCGCUGAGUCAGGAGAGGAGAGAAUAUCUACGGGAAGAGGGAAGAGAGAAGUCAAUCUGAUUCUCCAGCAAACAAACAGCCAGCCAUGCCAAAGGUCAAGUGCUACUCGGCAGCUUGGCUGUCGAAAAAUGCCCCCGGCAACCAGCUCUUUGAGCCUUCAGCCGAAUCCCUUCGAUCCAGGGCCCUGUCACCGGGAAAGAAGAAGCAGUUUCCCGGGCCUCGGAGGACGAUUGCCCGACGCGGAACGGAAGUGUUUGUUGCUGCGGGCAGGGAGAUCCGAUGGGGCGAUCUGGUCUACCUCAAGGAAGAAUGGACGGACAAACAAUCGCGGAGGAGGAGCAGCGUGGGUGUUCGGAUCAAGCGCGAGGACGACACUUUACAGUCGAUUGAUACGGAUGGCACUGACACGGCGGGCGGAUGGAGGAUAAUCAAGACGCCAGUGGCCGACGAUAUUCGACAGCUCAUCAUCUCGCCCAAUACAAACCUGCUGGCUAUUCUCACGACACACACCGUACACAUCUGCGCACUGCCCGACUCAUCUCACCUUACGAGCGAAGACACCAGCCCGCUGAAGCCCAAAACAUACACACUCGGGCCUACGACCCACGUCACUUCCCGCUCUGCCGUUGUGUCCGCUCUAUGGCACCCUCUGGGAGUUAACGGCUCUUGCAUUGUGACCAUCACGGCCGACGCAACGGUCCGCCUGUGGGAGCUUUCGACGCAGGACCGCUGGUCGUUUGACUCUCCGACGACGUCGAUAGACCUCAAGAAGUUGGUGGAUGGCACCAGCGUUGAUCAGGAUUUUUCUGCGUCUGUAUCGGCCACCAGCAAAGCCUUCUCGCCCGAUGAGUUGGAGAUGGAGGUGGCAGCAGCAAGCUUCGCGACUAAGGGCUCCGGCGGCUGGAAUCCGAUGACACUGUGGAUUGCGAUGCGCGAAGGCGAUGUGUAUGCGCUGAGCCCCCUUCUACCACAGCGAUGGGCACCUCCGCCUACACUGAUUCCUUCUCUUUCGGUCUCCAUUGUUACCGCCGAGGCUGCUAUCGAGGACGACCCCAGUGUGGACGCCAAAGAGCAACUUCUAACGCAACAACAACGUCAAUGGAUGAGUGAGAUUGAUUCCCAGGAGCCUCAGAUCAUAGAGUCUAUUAUCCCAGGAGAACCAGCGCUCGAAGUCUACACCAGACCCUCGCGGCCCGGUGCCAUCCCUCGCCUCCAAGGACCUUUUGACUUACAGGCAAGCCCGGAAACAGGAGAUGACUUGGAUAGCUCCAUCACAGACAUCCUGGUGAUUGGAAAGAAGACCGAGACGGAGGAUCUUAUUCUGGGCGAGGAAGACGAGCUGGACUUUGAUAACGGAGACCAGGAAGGCCUCUCCCUGGCUCUUAUUUGCUUGCUAUCUACAAGUGGUCAGGUCCGCGUCUACUUGGACACAGACGGAGUCCAGGCCCAGUGGCUACCUCCCAAAGGCAAAAGCAGGUUUAGCCAUGUGUUGAGCGCUGCUGAUACGGAGCCCCCCACGCUUCUGGCAUUCCAAGCCAUUGAUACCAUGACCCCAGUUGAGGUCAACGAGGGUAGCUGGCCAGUGUUUAGUACUGACGUCGUGUCGCGGUACAACUUUUUUGUCACUCACCAUGCGGCCAUUACAUACAUUUCCCUUGCCCCUUGGAUCUUCAGGCUCGAAAGCGAGCUGCGGGGAGAGGUUGAGGCUGGCACAGACUUCCGUCUUGGCCUUUUGGCCAACUCACAGUCCACCAGAGACAGGGUAUACGCACAGCAGGCGGCAGAUGUCGGAAUCCCCCUGGCAGCCUGUGUUGCCAUCCGAGACCCUGAUCUUGGCUACUUUCUCCUCUCUGCGACGCCUUAUGAGCCCAUCGCACUGACCUUUGAAACGCCUGAUGACGAACCAAUCACCGUACAACAGGAGAGUCCCGCCCGUGAGCGUGAGAUGAGCAUGGCACCUUUGGACUUUUACGAACCCCGACCAGUGUACAGUAUUCCACAUACCUUUAGCGAGUCGUCUGCCGUGUCAGAGCUGCUAGAACGCCUUCGCACAUCUCGCCACAAGACCAUUGUUAACCAGGAGGUGAGACUAAGCCCGCUCACGCUGUCCCUCUUCACCGACGCACAUAAGAUACUCAGUGAUGAGACAUACCGGCUGGGCGUGGCGGCGGCCGAAGUCUUUCGCCGAUGCGAACUGCUACAAGCGGAGCUACGGCAGCAGGUCAGGAAGGCAAACGAGGUCAAGAGCAAGAUUGACACCAUCAACGGAUCUCAAAGAGAGGACAAUGAACCGGAUAGUGCAAUGUACGAGAGGCGGAUCAAUGAGGCAAGGGAGCGACAGGAACGACUGACGCAACGGAUGGAGGACCUGCGAAAGAUGGUCAGUAAGACUACCUCGCGUGAACUCAGUACCAAAGAGCGGGCGUUUGUAGAGGAGGUCAAAGCAAUGGACACUAGCGUAUCUGGACCGGCUGGAGCUGAAGCUGGGCCUAGGAACCAGGCCAAACAGGUAUGGAGGCGGCUGGAGGAGGUCAAGAGGUUACAGACUGAGCUGGUGGCCGAGGCCGAGGCCCUGAAGACGGCGAGCGGCACCGCAUCCCCGGCUAGCAGCGUGGAGCUGCGUAUUCCUCAAGACAUACGACGCAGCAAACUGCAGCAAGUGCAAGGACUACUGUCCCGCGAGUCUGCGCUAGUUGAAGCCGUAACGUCACGACUAGAGCGGCUUCAGGCCAGCUUGUAAAAUAAAAUGCCCCCGGACUCGACUUGGGAAGAGGUUGGACACUGAUGGGACUAGAACGGGUUAUGAUGGCUAGGGCAGGGAACACUGCCAAUAAGGCUGUGUUGUUAAUGAGCUUUGAGGGUAAUGGAUUUACAUCUGCGGUGAACGAACAUUGGACCAAUACAAUUUUUGACCUCUAAAUGGAUGAACGCUUGUUCUGUCACAUGGCUUGCUGUGACGACGCUUCCCAUUCAGACUAUGACACGGCACAGUAGAUGGCUUGACUAACACUUGAGAUUUUACGAUUGGCAUACAAGAGUCAGAGGCUGGGUGGUCAAUCUGUCCAAUCCAGGUACGUGGAUAUAGAGAGGAGUGCCACAUCCCUGCCAAUGUCUCUGUCCAUCUCCACCGCCCAUCUCGAAUCAGUCGGCGAUGUGAACGCCACAAUGGCGGCCUACGACGUCCUGGUGGAUGGGACGCGGGAGGCUCUAUGCGGAC
Molecule: messenger RNA, 3339 nt
Organism: Trichoderma harzianum CBS 226.95
Lineage: Eukaryota; Fungi; Ascomycota; Sordariomycetes; Hypocreales; Hypocreaceae
Exons: 2
Coding region: 208-2862 (884 amino acids)
Biological process (GO): ribosomal small subunit export from nucleus; protein import into nucleus; mRNA export from nucleus
Cellular component (GO): nuclear pore
Molecular function (GO): structural constituent of nuclear pore; protein binding
Source: RefSeq, a predicted model, not a curated record